AUGCUCAAGAUUAAACGAGAUACCCCCCUUUUGCCUGAAUGUCAGGGAGACGACGCGGGAGCCAGGACUCAGCGAGACAGAGACUCUGACACAAAACCCUCCACAACCAAGAAACCACUCUUCUGGUGGAACCCCCGGAACCCCCUAACAGGCCCUGGUGAAUCCACCGUGGUCACCGUGUCCUGGCUAUGGCAUGAGUUCCACUUCAAUCUAACCGGUGCAAAGUACAACUUGAAGAAAUAUUUGGAGCACAUGAACAACAUCAGAACGGCCACAUCCUUCACCUGCGCAUCAUUAGACGAGCUCCAAGUCUCUAAUGCGACUCGGAUCUUCCCACGGCGUCAAGAGCCAGUAUUCAGUGUUCCCUCUUCGACAUUCACCCAAGGCGUCGAUAUCGACCAAGAAAAAAGGAGCAUGAAGGAUUAUGAAGACAGAGCUCUCUCCAACCUUCACCAGAUGGACGAGAUUCUUGAUUUAAUUGAGAUGGUUCCUGAGCCCGAUGAGCCCCUCGUACCGAUAGAUAUGACCAUAUGGACAGUCGUGUUUUUAUAUUUUGCGGCGACAAUCCCUUUCCAGCCUCUGGCCCGCUUCUCAUUGUUCACCGCUUGCAUCUUUUCCCUUCACGUCCUGGAACGCCCUCUUUCAAAGUGGUUUAAAAGGUAUAACCUCGCCUGUGUUCAUCAGCAGGUGCGGGAUCUCCUGCGGGCUCUGGAGGAUGAGAGAAUCAGCGACAAGAACAUGAACGAUCCCGACUCGUGGCACAUGUGGGCUCGCUUGUGGAUGUUUGUCAAGUUUGACCGAUUCCGUUAG
This is a messenger RNA of Fusarium vanettenii 77-13-4, 810 nucleotides long. RefSeq lists its product as uncharacterized. NCBI's taxonomy places the organism in Eukaryota, Fungi, Ascomycota, Sordariomycetes, Hypocreales, Nectriaceae. The transcript is spliced from 2 exons. The coding region runs from base 1 to 810 and encodes 269 amino acids. The record is from RefSeq and is a predicted model, not a curated record.